Messenger RNA from Crotalus tigris (Tiger rattlesnake), 7709 nucleotides. RefSeq names its product formin-like protein 3. Gene Ontology annotation, cellular component: cytosol. The transcript has 19 exons. The coding region runs from base 17 to 2377 and encodes 786 amino acids. Gene Ontology annotation, biological process: regulation of cell shape; cell migration; cortical actin cytoskeleton organization. The record is from RefSeq and is a predicted model, not a curated record. Gene Ontology annotation, molecular function: actin filament binding. NCBI's taxonomy places the organism in Eukaryota, Metazoa, Chordata, Lepidosauria, Squamata, Viperidae.
UGACGCCAGGUUAGCAAUGCCCAUCGAACAGCAAACACUUCCUUCUCCCAUACAGCCCAUCGCUGCUUUGUGUCGGACAAAAGCCCUGGUAUUAGAAUUGCUGGCAGCUGUGUGUCUUGUGCGAGGUGGCCAUGAGAUCAUUUUGGCUGCCUUUGAGAACUUCAAGGAGGUAUGCAAAGAGCAGCAUCGCUUUGAGAAACUGAUGGAAUAUUUCCGUAAUGAGGAUAGCAAUAUUGACUUCAUGGUAGCCUGUAUGCAAUUCAUCAACAUUGUGGUCCAUUCAGUAGAGGACAUGAACUUCCGAGUGCACUUACAAUAUGAGUUCACCAAGCUGGGUUUGGAAGAGUUCUUACAGAAGUCAAGACACACAGAAAGUGAAAAGCUGCUAGUACAAAUUCAGGCCUACCUGGACAAUGUGUUUGAUGUAGGUGGAUUGCUAGAAGAUGCUGAGACCAAGAAUGUGGCUUUGGAGAAAGUAGAAGAAUUGGAAGAGCACUUAUCGCAUUUGACAGAAAAGCUGCUGGAUCUGGAGAAUGAGAACAUCAUGCGGGUGGCUGAGUUGGAGAAACAACUAUUACAGCGGGAAAAGGAAUUGGAGAUUGUCAAGGAGACCUACGAGAGUGCCAGCCACCAAGUUCAUACAUUGCGCAGAAUUAUCAAGGAAAAGGAAGAAGCCUUCCGACAUCACUAUACCUCACAUCCAAUGGGGAGUGACCACUUGCCGCUGCCACCACCUCCAGAGGCAGAGAUCAAUUUCAACGACAUCUCUGAGGAUGAAUUCUGCCUGCCUGUCCUGCCUCCUGUGGAGGCUGCCCCUCCUCCGCCACCUCCUCCGCCACCUCUUCCCCCACCCCCUCCACCACUACCAGAUAAGUGUCCACCAGCUCCACCGCUUCCUGGCAUGUCUCCUUCGAUGAUCCUCACAAUGGGCUUAUCAGCAAUCCGGAUCAAAAAGCCCAUCAAGACCAAGUUCCGCUUGCCAGUUUUUAACUGGACAGCAUUGAAGCCCAACCAGAUCAGUGGGACGGUCUUCAGUGAACUGGAUGAUGAAAAGAUCUUGGAGGAUCUUGAUCUGGACAAGUUUGAGGAGCUCUUUAAGACCAAGGCUCAGGGCCCUGCCAUCGAUCUCCUUUGCUCUAAAAACAAGGCUUCACACAAAGCAGUCAACAAAGUGACUCUGCUGGAAGCCAACCGGGCGAAGAACCUGGCCAUCACGUUGCGUAAGGCAGGCAGGACCACAGAGGAGAUCUGCAAAGCCAUCUACACGUUUGACCUGAAGACCUUACCAGUGGACUUUGUGGAGUGCCUCAUGCGCUUUCUGCCAACCGAGAAUGAGGUCAAGCUACUGCGCCAGUAUGAGAAGGAGAGGAAGCCAGUGGAGGAAUUGUCAGAUGAGGACCGCUUCAUGCUGCAUUUCAGCAAAGUGGAGCGUUUGACCCAGCGCAUGGCUAUUAUGGCUUUCCUGGGCAACUUCAGCGAAAACAUCCAGAUGCUCAUGCCGCAACUCAGUGCCAUUAUCGCUGCCUCAGCAUCUGUCAAAUCGUCACAGAAGCUCAAGCGAAUGCUAGAGAUCAUUUUGGCCCUUGGCAACUACAUGAACAGCAGCAAGCGUGGCUCAGUUUACGGGUUCAAGCUGCAGAGUCUGGACUUGCUGUUGGACACUAAGUCAACUGACCGGAAGCUGACUCUUCUACAUUUCAUUGCCAUGAUGGUGAAGGAGAAAUAUCCUGAGUUGAGCACCUUCUGGCAGGAACUGCACUUUGUGGAAAAAGCAGCUGCAGUGUCUCUGGAGAACGUGCUGCUGGAUGUGAAGGAACUAGGGCGUGGCAUGGAGUUGAUUCGGCGGGAGUGCAGUUUGCACGAACAUAGUAUCCUGCGUAACUUCUUGAUUGCCAGUGAGGGGAAGUUGGACCGACUCCAGAAAGAUGCUAAGACUGCAGAGGAAGCCUACAACACGGUUGUGCGCUAUUUUGGCGAGAGUCCCAAGACGACACCACCCUCUGUUUUCUUUCCAGUCUUUGCACGUUUCAUCAGAUCCUACAAGGAUGCAGAACAAGAGAACGAACUGCGCAAGAAGCAGGAACAGGCCCAAAGGGAGCAGGCAUUGGCCCAAGAAGCUAAGAGACUAGAGAAGCGCAACAAAUGGCAGCAGCAAGAGUUAAUUGCUGAGCUGAGGCGGCGCCAAGCCAAGGACCACAGGCCUGUUUAUGAAGGCAAAGAUGGGACCAUUGAGGAUAUUAUUACAGAUUCCUACAUGCCCUGCCUUUCCAACUGGCGAAUGCUGCACUCUAGUGGCCCAGACCUUGUUAUUUUUUGCCAAAGAAGCAACUUCCGUUCUUUCAAAGACUUUCAGCUGAAGGAUCCAAGGGACAUUUAAAAAGUGCCUUCCUGCAACAGUAUUAUUCUUACUCUUUUAUAAUUUAAGAUAUAUAUUUUUAAUCUGUACAUACAUGUUCCUUCCUACGAGUCCCUUGCUCCUGCAGCCCAUCACUAUGUCAACUUGGGCAGAUGAGACUGUUCUGGCUUUUGAGAAGGGCCUUGAGCAGCAGGAGCUUGGCACCCUCCUCUAGAGCCUCAAGCUUCAAGCAUCCAAACCAGAAUUGCACUUUGACCUUUCAACUUGUCUUUAAUGGAUGGAGACAAUGAGCACUAUCGUUGCUAGGCCCUGAUGUGUUGCAGCAGGGAAAAAUCAGUCUCUGGUAGUAGGCCCUUGUAUACAGAUCAGGUCUUGUGGAAAAUCUUUUUUUUCAGGAGCAGUCUUCUGCAAUUGUGUGGUUUUCCUCAGAGCUGACUCUGGGGAGUUUAAAAGCUAAGCCUUGGUGGCCUUGGAAAACCACUGGAACCUUUCUUCCAAAGGGAAAAAAUAAGACCAAAGUCUCAUGUCUCAACUGCACAAAAGUAACUGUGUUGAUAUAGCAGGGAACUGAUAGUGGCUAGCCAACCCUUGGGGAUCUCAAGAAAAUUCCUGGGUAGGUUACAGCCUGUCUCAAUUUUUUAGACACUCUUGUUUCCAAAGGAUGAAAAUCAUCUUCCUAUUUGUAUGUGGCAUGUUCUAUUCAGUUCUUUUUUAUAGUUGGUGGACCAAACAAAAUGUAGCACUGCCUAUUACGCUUAUUGAAGCCUUCAAAAUUAGUGGAAGUUAAGUUAUGCAUGAAGGUUAUUCUUGAUGAAUUUGACCAAAUUGUUUUAAUUCAUUACUGUUUUUUAUUCAUUAAUCAAGGGUAAAUGACAUGAUUUCCUAUCAUCAAAAAGAAAAAAAUGGGCAGAAUUCCCUAAACUACUUUGGAGUAAGCCUUUUUAAAAAUGGAAUUCCUCAUAGUUUCAGGAGAUCCUGUACUAAAGAACUUAUCUAUAAAUAUUACCUCAUGGCUGGAUUGUUUCAACCUGGUUACUGAAGUAACCAAUUUCUGGUUUUCAUAAUAUGUUGAAACUAUGAGAUAGGAGUACAUAGCUCACUAAACCACAAACAAACCAUAAUUGACAUGAAGUCUAACCAACCUUAGCAAUUUAUGCAAAUACAGCCACUGAAUCUUGAACUAAAUUGUUUGUGAAUAUUAUGUAAGCCAAGAGAUAGAACUAAUUUAUCUCCCUCACACCUGAUCCUUUAAGGUUGUCCAGGUUGGAACCAUCUCUAACUCACAUGCAUUUGCAAUUGUUAUGUUGAUGUUUGAAACUAGGCUUAUUAUUUCAGCCUGGAUGCUUUGAGAUAAUCAGGUUUUGCUUUAACUUCUCUUAACUUGCCUGAUAACUUCUGACCAAAGAUUUUGAGGUAUUAUAGUUUAGGAUAAAACCACUUGACAAUGGUUAGAUUCUUCAACUGUUUUUAAUUCAGAGAACCAAUUUGACUCCUUUUAUUUUACAGCACUUUUUUGCAGCUAGGAAAUUAAUAGAUCAAUUAGAUCUUCCAUAGAUCAAUCUUCUUCAACUUGGUACCAUCCAGAUGUGUUAGACUACCCUUUUUGAUGGAGUCAGCAUGGCUAAUUUAUUUGGAGAGCAUAAAGUUCAGGAAAGUUGAUACAGAGUUUAAUUCAUCAGAGAGAUUUUUAGAUGAAGUUGGCACUCUAGUAUUAUGAAGCUGUCUCUGCUUCUGAAAAUCUAGAGUAGAUCACUUACUAGUCUUGUCUUACGGACAUUUAUGAACUAUGAUUUUAACUUCACAGAAGAGGAUUUGCCUAACAGAUUGCACCAAAAUGACGUUGCCCACAUAAGACAAGAAGAUAAUUAGGAUUACUAAACAGCUGUGAUGUUCUGGUCAAUUACACAAAAGGUCCCUUGGAUCAGGCACACCUGAAGUUAUAGAGCAAAAGUAUCCCUUGUAUAAAAUUCCUGUAUUAAACUGUGCCAAAGAAUUACAAUGCAACCAAUUCAGUGCCUUAUGCUGAAAAUGGAUGUGGGCUACAUUGGGCCUGCUAGGGCCUUUGAUGCCACCCUCCAUGAAUACAGCCAGCCUUCUUUGAUCCUGCCUUUCUUUCUUGUGAUCUAACAGCUUCUUAUUCUUCAGAGUCCUCUGUUCCAUGGUUGCUAGGUCUGCUAGGAACAUUAGGUCAUGGUUAUACUCUUAUUCCAAAAGUAGAGAAGGGUGAUUUCGCAACUCCCCCAGCAAUUUCAGUCACAUUGAGAUUGCUGAGAAGGGAGGCUCUGUGGUAAAAUACAGAGAGAUGGACACAGUUGUCUAGGUAUGGCCCUCAUCCAUCUCCUACAUGCAGCUCUCAGGGCCAGAGUGCCUGUACACCCGAAAAAAGGGUGGCUCUCUGGCAGAUUUAGCAUGCUUGAUAGAUUUCUGCUUGGGAAUCUGAAUUUUGCUCCUAAAGCCUGUGGUUUAGGAGAUGGCUUUGAAGUUCAAGGCAAAUCAAUGGCUGUGCCAAAUGCAUGGUUUGCAUCAGUGAAUAUUUCAGGUUCUACUUUUAGAGUUAUCUCAAGAUGGCUGGGAGAAAUCGCUUUUCUUGUGAUACCGGAGAGCUGCUGCAAAGACUGAGUUGCUGGAUGAUAGAUCAAUGGUCUGAUUUUAUAUUUGUCUGCACAGGGAAGACCACUUAGGGGAGGCACAGGACUGUAGCCUUAGCAUGAUAUUCAGACUCUCCACCCAUUUUAGAACAGGACACAACAAAGGUGAAUGGAUCGCACAGUGUUGGCACUUUGUGGAAUAGAACUCUUGAUCUUCCUUCCUUCCUUCCUUCUCUUUUAUUAGACUUCCUCAUUCUAUUCUUUCUGUGAUAGUGUAUGGGAAAGGGGGGGGUUGCUUUUUAUUUCUGGCCCUUUAAUAUUAAAUUGAUUGAGUAAACUCUUCUAACAUUAAACACAGUAUUCAGAAUUCUAAUAUCAUUUGGGAGGGGGAGUUAACAAUAUGGUUAAGAUAGAAUUCCCCAUCAGCCAAAUACGAAUCAUCCAUUUCUGCAUUGGGGUGGGGUGGGGCAGGGAGGUUACGCUAUGUUAUAAUCUCUAUGGUUUCUCUCAGUCAAGAUGUCAUCUGCCUCUUAAAGCUGGCAAAUUGUAACUAGUAUCACUAUUGAUCAAAUAUCCUUACCUCUUCAUUCACUGCAGUGUUUAUAAAUAUGAAAACCACUGGUUUAGGGACACCCCCACUGAAAUCAGUCACACUUAACUUGCUUAAAGAAAGGGGCAUGUAUCUAAACCCCUAAAGUGAUGAUUGAUUAAUGUGUAACUCUAUUCUUGGCCCUGUGGUUCUUUUCCCUGCGUAUCUUGCUGAAAAGAGAAAAACUAAACAUGCCAGCUAUCCCAUUUCCACCUGUUCUUGUUGAUGGAAUACAUAUAGAAUGGGUAACGCCUUGUCCUAACCUUAGUGCUGUUUUUAUGUAUUUGUACUCCCGAUUCACUAAGCAAACUAAAUUGAGACUUGCCUUACUGGUGAAAACACGGAAUCCUGUUGCCAGUUGUCAUCAAGAUGUUUCAUUUUGUGUUUAGAGCAGAUGUCUCAAACUGCCGGCCCGCGGCGGACUGGUUGCAUCAUGCAGAAGCUGUGCCCACCCAAGCCCCGGCAAUGUAAAAAAAGUUGCAAUACAUCAUGUGACACGGCGAAUUUGACACCAGUGGUUUAGAGAGUUCAUGGCACUAUAUUUAUAAUCACUUAAUCCAGCCUUAUAACUAGCAAAAUGUUGUCUCAGAUGCCCACAUUUCAUCCAAGACCAGGCAAUGAAAGAAUUAAAGUACAAAUAUCUGUAUGUAUUGUAUGUGAUUGAGACAGGACAUUAGUGUACAGGAAUGACUGAGAAGAGUAAGUUAAAACAGUGGAGAGACAGUGGGGACCACAAGCACCCACACUUCUGAAUGUAUGCCAGAAGGAACCUAAAAACACUGAAUUUGAAUGAUUGCUGGGUAAUGUCUUAGUAAAAGCUGGGAAGUGAAUAAUGCAAUCCUCAAGCCUAAGAAGGGUUCUCUUACUCUCAAGCCCUUGGACAAAGGGCAGGAACAAAUUGCAAGUAGCAUUGCAAAGGUUUGGGCGUCAGCAUUCUAGAUAGCUCCUAUAAAGGCUGUUUUUUAACAUACCAUCCCAGGCAGAAUUACAAGUCUCAUAACAUCAUCUAUGCAGUUCAUUUGAUUCAGUUUGUCCAGUCUUGGUUACUCUCUUAACUACUUAGCUUGCAAGGAGGCCUAGAGAUCAAGGAUUCUUUCAUUAUCUUGAUGUUCAACACUAUCAGUCAUAUUUUUAGGUUGCUUUCACAUAUACACUUGGGAGAAAUGACCCAGAACACAAUGAUGUCAAUUUUGAAGCAGCCUGGCCUAGAAUUGCAUUGUGAAUGCUAAUACAACACAUCAUCUCAAAUGUUGAUGGUUUACAGGUAUACAUUUGUGGCAUGGACAUGCAUAUGCUUUUCGUGACCAUUGUGUCCUAACUGUAAUAGCAUCAUAGCUUAUUCCUUACAGAAUGACAGCAGGAACUUUAUGCUGUUCCUUUCAUCCAAGGGGCUCAGGAUAGUGUCCUGUAUGCAAUUAUUGGAGACAACCAGCCGGGUAACUUAUUAUGCCUUGUUUUUGUGCUUCCGAGACACAUCUGGAGGGCUGCACUUGGCAAUAAAAUGAUGGGAAAGUCAGCACACACUGGUCCUGUUCAGAGAACAGUGGCAUUGCGAAAACAAUAAAAGCAAGGCACACACAAUUGUCUAGAGGACAUGUAGUGGCUAGUUUGCUUUUCGUCUGCCACAAGGGCCAGACAUCAAACCUUCCUGCUGCAGUGCAGCCAAAGGACAAAAGACUUCUGCCAUUCAGAAUGUUUGCUUUUUCCAGCAUGGAAACUUAAGAUCCAGCUCCUAAAAUAAAAACAGUCAUGAAAAAAUGUCCAAGUGUGAAAACACCCUUAGAAAUAACAAUGAACUUGACACUAUUUCAAUGCUAUAUGGAAAAUCUGGGGAGAAGGUUGGAGUGGUAGCCACUUCGAUUUCUGAAGCAAACACUAUUUUCCUCCAAUAAACCAAAUGAGACCAAUUUUCCACUCUCUGCCUUCUCCCAGAGCUUUUUGACCCUGUUCAUGGCAAUGCUAAUUCCAAGCAGGCAGAGUAUUCUUGGUGUUACUUCUGGACAGUUUACAGCAUAACCACUUCAGCAUAGUCCUUUUGUGUAGCUAGAUGCAAGUUUUUUGUACAUGUGAAAAUUAUUAUUGAUUAUACUGUAAGCCAGUGCCUGCCUUCCCCUUGAACUGUACAGAAUUUCGACUAAUGGGAGAAGGGGGAAAAAUAAAACAGAACCAAAGGCUA